ACGUCAAAAAUAUUGUUUGCUCAUUGGAAUAUCUCCGCACGAUAAACGCACACAGUGCGGCUUCUCUUUUUCUGAAGCGACAAAAAAUUUCGUGGCAACUCCAACUUUCCUUCCAGCAACUAUGCUAAGAUUAACGGAACAUCCCACCAUAUCGCAAAUAAGAUUUUUAAUAAGCGGGACUUUAUAUAAUCAUGCAUAUUGAUUUCAUACAAAUAUAUGAGAGAAUCGAUUUUUGUUUCGAAUUUUUUUUAUUUAGGCUUUGAUCAAAUAACUUUUAAGGAUUGCUGGAAUUUUACAGAAAAUCAUGUUUCUCGUAUAAAGAAAAUAUAUUUUUUAUAGAUUAUAUUAUGUACUGAUAAAAAUAAGAAUUUACAGCAGAGAGAGAAAAAAAGCUAGCAAAGUUUACACAUUUAUUUGUACUAUUUUAUCGAUAGAGUGAAAAAUGUUAGAUAGUGAUAGUGUCUCCAUUUACCGUAAAAACAUGAUGGCAGUAAUACGACAUGAGUUAACCUUAUAUUAAAGUCAUGUGUAACGUGUAACCCUGUAAUCAUGUGUAAUAUGUAAUAUAUGUGUGCAUAAUGCGAUUAAUUCUUACUGCUCAUCAGUAAAAGUAUAUUUUGUAUUUUAAGGAUAUUAAAUAUAUACAAGCAUAAUUAUUAAUUGUUAUUGAGAAAUAGAUAAAUUGAAUUUAAAAGGAAGAUGAGUUUGUUUGUUAUAAAUAGAUAUGAUGAAAAUAGAGAGGAAGAUGAGAAUGCAACAGAUCAUUUUUCUGAAUUGUUGAAGAAAAUAGAAGAGCGUAAAAGACAAAGAGCUGCAGCAAAUAAUAAAUCCAUACUAGAUCUGGAUCAAAACAAUUUAACUGAAGAUAAGAAAAAGAAAAAAGAUAAGAAAAAGAAAACUCUGCUUAAUACGGACGAAACUAAUGAUUCAAAUAUUGACAAAAGUGAUUGCAAUGAAAAAGUCAGUGAACAAACUACAGAAACGGUCAAAACAUCGACAAAAAAGAAAAGAAAGAAGAAAGAUAUUGAGAGCGAGCAUUUUAUAGCACAAAAUGAGGAAUUAGAAGAAAAGGAUAAAAAUCCAGUAAAUGGAGAAGAAGAAAAUCCAAAUACUGCACAUACUACAAAAAAAGAAAUACCUCUGCAGAAUGAUUUUGUAGUGUUAGGUACAAAAUCUCGAAAAAAGCAACGUGAAGUUAAGAGAGUAUUGCCAGACUGGCUGGCACAUCCGGAAGUUAUAUGUGCUGAUCUGAAUAGCGGACCUAGUUUGGAAGAAUUAAAUUCAGUUUUGGAUGCUAAAUUGAUAGAAGUCUUAAGGGCUAAUGGCAUUGUUAAAUUAUUUCCGGUUCAAUCUAGCAUCAUAAAAUGGUUAUACAAGUGCAACAUGGAUAGGAAAUUAGGGCGAUGGUUGAGAUAUACUUGUGUAUCUGCUCCUACAGGCAGUGGCAAAACCCUGGCCUAUGUAUUGCCAAUUGUACAGGAAUUACAAACACGAUUGGUACCAAAGAUACGCUGUUUAAUUGUUCUACCAGUACAAGAAUUGGCUGCACAGGUUCAUAAAGUAAUGGUCACUUAUACAUCUCACACAAAUUUAAAAGUGGGCCUGCUUUCGGGUGCCUUCUCGUUUGAACAAGAGCAAAAUAGUAUAAUUAAGAAAACUGAAAGAGGAAAGUAUUUAUCUACGGUGGAUAUUAUAAUCGCGACGCCUGGCCGUUUGGUGGAUCAUAUAUUAAAGACACCCGGAUUUUCCUUCGAUUCUUUAAGAUUUCUCGUCAUCGAUGAAGCCGAUCGCGCAGCGGAAUGGAUACAGUAUUUACCUGAACCUCACUUUCGGGUUCCUAUUUUAACGCUCGGAAAUAUACAUUCCAGCAAAAUCAUACCAGCUCAAAAACUAUUAUUUAGCGCAACCUUGUCGCAAGAUCCUGAAAAAUUGAGCUGGUUAGGCUUAUUUCAGCCAAUACUAUUCACGACCGUUGUGACCGACCAAGACACAGAUGUAAAUUUGGACAAGAUUGCGGGUGAUUUCAUCGGACGUUACACGAGUCCGGGAGAACUGAGGGAACUUGCGGUGGAAUGCACCGCCGAAUACAAACCAGUUGCCCUGUAUCAGCUGUUGACGAGGCACAAUACCAUUUCCAAGACUCUCGUUUUCACGAAUUCCGGACAUACCGCGCACAGACUGGCGCUCUUGAUGCGAUCACUCUUGUCGGAACGGAAUGUCGCGGUCGGAGAAUUAUCCGCACAGCUCGCGUCGAAACAACGCGAAAGUGUCCUUGGCAAAUUCGCAAGCGCAGAGAUACAUAUAUUAAUAAGCUCAAACGCGCUGGCUAGAGGUUUGGACAUUCCGGAUGUACAACUAGUCGUAUCUUACGAUGUUCCGAAGCACAUCAAAGGCUAUAUACACAGAGCUGGUAGAACUGGGCGGGCGGGUAAACCGGGCAUUGCAGUAUCCGUGCUCACACCGAAUCAAGUCGGGAUAUUUAAGCAAAUGUUGAGUGGCGCACAUAAAAUCGUGCCUAAUAUCGAACAAAUGGAAUUGAGUACCACGGCGAACGCGCUCAACUAUCAGAAUCAUCUUGAAAAAUUGAAGGAAAUUCUUGAGAAGGAGAAAAAUGAGAGCUUGGAACGAAUGAAAGCUAUUAAACGUAGACGUGUGACGCAUGUGACUAAGCAAAAUGAAAAUAUAGAAUAAUUUUUUAUAUGAAAAAAAAAGAAAAAUAAAAAAAUGUCAUAAGUUCCUUUCCUGUGUAAGCUUCCGUAUUAUUUAUUAUUUACUUAAUAUUUACAAUUACUAUACGAAAAAAUUCGUGCAUUGAUAGAGGUAAUAUUUAUUCAAUUGUUGAUGUUAAGCUCAUUUCCAUGCUGUAUAAGGUACGUAAGAAACGUAUACAAAUAAUAGGGUAACAUCGAUAAUAACAUUUUAUUGUCUGAGGUUAAUAGUAUCGUACAUCAUGCUCAUUCCCUAUCGUAAUUCGUUCUAUGGAUAGUCGCGAUAUAUCUCGUUUCAAACUGUAUACUAAUUAUUACUCCCAUUAUUUUUUAUUCCGUCGAAGGCAAAAGGUAUUCACAGUAUUAAUUUACAAAAGAAACAGCAUCGUGUUCAUUGAAUAACGACGCAGACACAAGUUAUUUACUAUUAUUGCUGUGUAUAAUCUCAUUGCUCAGAACUGAUUGCAUAAACUUUUCUUUGUCAUACUUGGAAUAAAAUUACAGGGGAAUGCUUCAUUAGAGAGCUUCCUUCUUAAUUUUUAAAAGAAUUUCUUUAUGAAAAAUAUUAUACGUUGUCUCGAAUUUUUUUCAUAGAGAUGGCCACAGCAUAUAAUAAUAAUCGUAAACGCGAAAUUACGUAUCGAUAUUGAAUUACAAGUUAUAAGAAUGUCGCUUUUGAGUCGUGAAAUUCCAAGGAUGAAAAUCUGAAAGACUAAACGGAGUAAUAAAAAUCGGAUAUUCCUUUAAGAAUUUUUUAUACAUAGUAGUGCAAUCUAUAUACAAAGUACCGUGAAUUUAAAAAUAUCGAAAACAUUAUUCGAUAUUUGUAUGGCAUAACUUAAUCAGUUUUAUAAUUAAUUAGUAAGCAAUAUUCUCUUUAUGCGAUACAUAUUAUAUUUUACAUAUAUUUAAUAUUUAUAUUUUAUGAUACUUUUCGCACGCGUCACAUAUUAAUAUAUAUAUGACAUCUAAAUUUUGAUUUCCAACAAUUGUAUAAACAAUUGCAUGUUUUCUUAGAAAUCGCAUUAUUUUCGCAUGAUAUAUUCAAUUACACCACUCGGACUAAAGUUCGGACAUUCUCAAACUUGUAAUUCAAACUUAGACAUGUGUCGGAAUUAUUACUAUAAUUUAACAUUGCGCGGUCGCAGUCGGCGGGAUUAAAUCGCAUAGAUGGAAUAACCAUUCACUUAGAAAUUGUUAAUUUUCCGCGAAAACAAGCUUUCUUAAAUAACUUUUCAACAUGUGGAUAGAUUCCCGUUUAACCAACACACCAUUAACAUUUCGUUCGUCGGAAAUCAGAGGCGGAUUUAGGCAGUGAAAUCUAAACGGAUCGACUUUCAGUUCUCUUGUGAAGUUUUGUAUCCCUCAUCGUUUACACGAGCUAUUUGUUAUUUUAGAACGUUUAUAUAAAUUUGUAUCUUAAUAUAGAAUAGAACAAAAGACAUAAUAAUUUUAAUUAAAUUUUCAUUAAUAUAGAUAUUUUAAUGAAAAAAAUUCAAGUUUUCGAAAUAAAAUAGAGAAGUUUUUGGGUUUUAAAUUUUAAUAUUGUUAUAAGAACGAUUAAAACUAUUUUUUUGAAAUGAACUUUUGCCAUUUAAAUUGCAAAUUAAAAUAACAGAUCCAAUGAAAAAUGUUGGAAUAUCAAAUUCAAAGUGCUAAAUAUACAAUUGAGGCGAAAAGCUUGCGAUCAUUAUUUAUUUUUUUUAGGAAAAAAUAUUUAAUCAAUCAAUAUAGAGAUACUUGGUAUGUUUUUAUUCCAGAUUUCGCAUAUUUGCAGUUUUAGAUUCUCGCAACUCUACCCUGUCUCUGUACUCAUUAAAAAUUAGCAAUUAGAUUGCCAUGAUGUAUAUGGAAUAGGUAAUGAUGAUGACAGGGUCAGCAACUUUUUGUCACUUACUGGUUAUAUAUUCGACUUUUAAUUUUCGUAGAGAAUAUAUGAGGAUCUGAUAUAAAAAAGAGCAAUGGGAUCAAAAAAAAAAA
Molecule: messenger RNA, 4688 nt
Organism: Formica exsecta
Lineage: Eukaryota; Metazoa; Arthropoda; Insecta; Hymenoptera; Formicidae
Gene: Dbp73D
Product: probable ATP-dependent RNA helicase Dbp73D
Exons: 6
Coding region: 700-2691 (663 amino acids)
Cellular component (GO): nucleus
Molecular function (GO): ATP binding; nucleic acid binding
Source: RefSeq, a predicted model, not a curated record